UGCGCAGCUAGCUUAGCUUCGUCUUCCUUGAGCAACCGCCCUUCCUCCUCCCCUACCUUGCUUCUAUAUAACAGGCACCGCGACCCACCUCCCAAAAUUUCAGGUCUCUCGCCAUUUCCACCUUCCCCUAGCUUGAGCUGCCCAUCCCAAGGGGCAGGGUAACUAGAUCCGUACUGCUCGAUCUGGGUAGCUAGUGAAUUAAUCAUCAGUUGUUGAUGACAAUUGAUCUUGGUCUAGCUCCGGCGCCGGCGUCAUCAUCUUCCGGGGGACGCGGCGGCAUGCCGAGCCCGUGCACGGCGCUCCCGCCGGGGUUCCGGUUCCACCCGACGGACGAGGAGCUCAUCCUCCACUACCUCCGCAAGCGCGCCGCCGCCGCGCCGUGCCCGGCCCCCGUCAUCGCCGAGGUCGACAUCUACAAGUUCGACCCAUGGGACCUGCCAGCCAAGGCGAUUUUUGGGGAGGCCGAGUGGUACUUCUUCAGCCCGAGGGACCGCAAGUACCCCAACGGCGUGCGCCCCAACCGCGCCGCCGGAUCCGGCUACUGGAAGGCCACCGGCACCGACAAGCCCAUCACGCUCUCCGGCGCCGCCGCGGCGCCCGACUCGUCCGAGAGCCGCGCCAUGAUCGGCGUCAAGAAGGCGCUCGUCUUCUACAAGGGCCGCCCGCCCAAGGGCAUCAAGACGAGUUGGAUCAUGCACGAGUACCGCCUCGCCGAGGCGCUCGCCGCCGCCAACACCUACAGGCCCAUGAGGUUCAAAAACUCGUCCAUGAGGCUGGAUGACUGGGUGCUGUGCCGGAUCUACAAGAAGACCACGCCGCAGCUUUACUCCUCGCCGCCGCACGACGAGCCGUCCAUGGACGGCGGCCUCGACCUCAUCGGCCGGCAGCAGGACGGCUCGGUCUCCGCCGACGACAUCGUCGCCACGUAUGCUCCUGCUUCCGCGCUACCACGCCCGGCCUCCGUCUCGGACUACCUCGUGGACUACAACUACUCGCCCGUGUCCGAGCUGCUUGAGAGCAUGCCGGCGCCGGAGACGGCAGCGCAGCUCAGCAUCAUGGACGCGGGCAGGUUGUUCUACGCCGCUAGUCACAGCGAGGCAGCAGCUAGCAGCUCCACGGCGCAGCAGCAGCAACAGAGCUCGCACAAGAGGCGAUUCAUGGAGGAUUACUCCAACGGUGACUUGAACAUGCUGCACGCGUCGUCCGGCAAGAGGCUGAUGAGCGAUCAGGCAUCCAUGGCUGCCAACCACGCCUUCUCCUCCGUGUUUGAGCCGGGCCAGACUUCCCUGCCGGACAGAAUAUGACGCAUGCGUGUGCUCCCUCACUGCUAAUUAGGGCUAGGAAACAAUAUUCAUUAUUUGAUUAGUAUUGAUGCAGAGGGAUUUAUCAUGCAUGUAUCAAUUAGAAAUAAUACAAACAGAAGUAUUUUAUUGUAAAGAUAGAUGAAUUAAGGAGGGGGGAAGAAUUACAGUGACCAUGUCACUAGCAAUAGCUAGGUCUGAUUUAGAUGUAGUGUUAAUGUGUGCAACUAGCAGAUAGGUAGCUUGAAACAUGUAAGAACACAUGUACACUUGUUGAAUAAUAGAACUCUGUGAUAUAAAUCUCUUUCAGUACA
Molecule: messenger RNA, 1615 nt
Organism: Panicum hallii
Lineage: Eukaryota; Viridiplantae; Streptophyta; Magnoliopsida; Poales; Poaceae
Product: NAC transcription factor 29-like
Exons: 3
Coding region: 216-1304 (362 amino acids)
Biological process (GO): regulation of DNA-templated transcription
Molecular function (GO): DNA binding
Source: RefSeq, a predicted model, not a curated record